Trichoplusia ni (cabbage looper) is the source of this 979-nucleotide messenger RNA. RefSeq lists its product as uncharacterized. Bases 242 to 940 code for a protein of 232 amino acids. The transcript has 4 exons. The record is from RefSeq and is a predicted model, not a curated record. Lineage: Eukaryota; Metazoa; Arthropoda; Insecta; Lepidoptera; Noctuidae.
AAUAGAGAAUACAUUUUUAUUUUAAAUAUUUAUAAUGGUUUUUAUUACUCCGGGGUUCUGGGGAACGCUAUUUAAAGGUGUUAGAACAACAAAGAAAAGUAUGAAACAAUGGUGGUUUAAAGUUUGCUCAGGUGUUGUUAAUAAGGUGCAAAAAUAUAUAAACAUGAAUUUAAUUAAACACCACUUAUUUUAUUACCUACGUUGGUGCGUUAAUUGCCUACAUUUUGUAAGCUAAGCAGCCAUGUUGUUUUUAUUAUUGACAAUAUUCGUUCUUAUUUCAAAUGUGGCCGCCAAACUUGCAUACAUACCGGACCCUUUUGAAAAUAGGUUCCGUUUGAACGAUCUCAUUCAGCCAAUAUUUAAUUUUAAGUUGAACUAUUUUAGUGGUGAUCCUUUGUGGGUCAUAGAAUUAAGUAGUGAUAAUUUUAUUCAGCCCAAACUUAGACUCGGAAAUUCGGCAGAAAUGGACGAGUUUUACAAAUACAUCGCACCAUUGAUUUCAGCCGCCCAACGAAGACAGUUGUCUAAUCCUAACAGAAGCCCGACGCAACAAACUCCAAACCCAGCAAAACCUAGUGAUGCUGAAAAACAAGAAACAAUUCACGAUAUAAAAAAAGAUUUCUUGGGACUUGUAAAUAAGUUUAUAUUAUCAACAAAUGUUGUACCAGAUGCGUAUCUAAUGGACGACACCUACCAUACUGACCCGACUGUAGCGUUAUAUUUCAAAGGACCAUACACUUCGUUAAAGGUUAGAGCAGGAAGAAAGCAGUGGAACUACUUUAUAGAGCAAGGACCAAAGUUUGACGAUUGGUUUUACGAAAAUCACGACACAGCGGAUAGUCCUAUUUCAGUUCCCGGAUCCGUCGAAAUAAACCUAUUUAGCACAGUCUUGAAGUAUUUAAAAUUAAUGUUUCGUUUUCAUCUUAAUCAUCAAGCAUAGUUUGAUUUAGUUUUAUUUAAUAAAUGUGUAUCUUUAUCU